Drosophila hydei is the source of this 877-nucleotide messenger RNA. It is a transcript of the gene Nubp2, whose product is annotated as cytosolic Fe-S cluster assembly factor NUBP2 homolog. Lineage: Eukaryota; Metazoa; Arthropoda; Insecta; Diptera; Drosophilidae. The transcript is spliced from 3 exons. The record is from RefSeq and is a predicted model, not a curated record. Gene Ontology annotation, molecular function: ATP-dependent FeS chaperone activity; ATP binding; 4 iron, 4 sulfur cluster binding. Bases 67 to 861 code for a protein of 264 amino acids. Gene Ontology annotation, cellular component: cytosol. Gene Ontology annotation, biological process: iron-sulfur cluster assembly.
GCAGCCCUGGACAUCAGCUGUGACACUUGUGUUCGGUCUAAGUAUUUAGUUUAUUGUAAAAUAAUAAUGCUGGACAAAGUAAAAAACGUUAUUGUCGUGCUCUCGGGCAAGGGUGGCGUGGGCAAAUCAACAGUUAGCACGCAAUUGGCGUUAGCUUUGCGAGCAACAGGCCAUAAAGUCGGCCUGCUGGACAUAGAUCUGUGCGGUCCUAGUGUGCCAUAUUUGCUGGGCCUUGAGGGCAGUGAUAUUUAUCAGUGCGACGAUGGUUGGGUGCCUAUUUAUACAGAUGAGAGUAAAACUCUGGCUGUCAUGUCCAUUGGCUUCUUGCUCAAGAAUCGCAGUGAUCCCGUCAUUUGGCGUGGACCUAAAAAAACCAUGAUGAUCAAGCAGUUUCUUACCGAUGUGAAAUGGGAGGAGCUUGACUAUUUGAUAAUUGACACGCCGCCUGGCACCUCAGACGAGCACAUCACAGUUAUGGAGUGCAUGCGCGAGGUGCCUUGCAAUGGCGCAAUCAUUGUAACAACACCACAGGGCGUUGCCUUGGAUGAUGUGCGCAAAGAAAUAACCUUUUGCAAAAAGACCGGCAUGAAGCUGUUGGGCAUUGUGGAGAAUAUGAGCGGUUUUGUUUGUCCGCACUGCACCGAGUGCACGAACAUCUUUUCAUCGAAUGGCGGCGCGGAACUGGCGCAGUUAGCUCAAGUGCCGCAUUUGGGCACCCUGCCCAUCGAUCCGCGGGUCGGCCUUUUGGCAGGCAGCACCGCAUCGGUAUUGAACGAGCUAGCAGAUUCCAGCACGGCGCAGGUAUUGCGCAGCAUUGUCCAACAUUUGGAUGGAUUGACAGCAGUGCCAACGUCCGCGUAAAUGGAGAGUAAACGGC